Messenger RNA from Loxodonta africana (African savanna elephant), 2100 nucleotides. It is a transcript of the gene SP140L, whose product is annotated as SP140 nuclear body protein like. The transcript is spliced from 16 exons. Lineage: Eukaryota; Metazoa; Chordata; Mammalia; Proboscidea; Elephantidae. Gene Ontology annotation, cellular component: nucleus. Bases 99 to 1733 code for a protein of 544 amino acids. The record is from RefSeq and is a predicted model, not a curated record. Gene Ontology annotation, biological process: regulation of transcription by RNA polymerase II. Gene Ontology annotation, molecular function: DNA-binding transcription factor activity, RNA polymerase II-specific; protein binding; DNA binding.
GAGUCAGUUCACAGCCUUCCGGCUCAGACCCGGCAGCUACACUAGACACAGGCUGAGAGUCAGGCUGGCUCCAAGGCCCAGCAGGGCCAGGGUGGACCAUGGCAGGUGGGGGCGGCCACCUCAGUGUCAGGAGAUCCACUGAAGAACAGAACGUGGGGAAAAGGCUUGUCUAUGAGGCCAUAUUCAGUCACUAUAAAAAAAAUAAGGUGGAGAUUUCAUAUGCAAUAAAUAAGACGUUUCCUUUCCUUGCGGGCCUCCGAGACUGUGGCUUCAUCACCGAAAAAUUGUUUAAAGAUUCUGAAGAGUCUUGUAGAAACUCGGUUUCCGUGCAAAGAGUGGUGUACAAUGUUCUCAGUGAGCUGGAGAAGACAUUUAAUCAGUCACUUCUGGAAGCAAUGUUCAGCAAGGUCAACAUGAAGGAAUAUCCUGACUUAAUUCAAAUUUCUAGUAGCUUCAAAAAAGUGAUUCAUGAUAUCCAAAUAAAUGAUAUGGAAGAGACCUGGGAGAUGACCAGCACUCAGUUCAUCCAUGACCAAGGGGAAACCCUACUUCAAGCCGGAAUCCCAGAGCAUCUCGGUGAUGAGGAGAAGAUGAAUAUAAGGGAAAAAGAUUUAUUGUGUAGCGAAAAUGAUCCAUUAAGAACUCAAAAAACAACUGAAUGUGUUCAAGAAUCUGAACAAGCAGAUAACAGCAAAAUGGAUGGCCACUUGGUCGUGAAAGGAACAAGGGUGAAAGUGAAUCUUCAAGGUUCUGCAAAGAUUAGGGGGAGAAAGAGAGGCAGACCUAGGAAACAUUUAACUCAGAGAAAUAAAGCCCCAGUGAAAAGAGGCCGACCAAGAGGUUCAAGAAAGCACAUAGAUGAAACUGUGGAUUUUCACUCCCCUCUAAUUCCUGUGACCUGUGGCAAGGUGAAGGGGACAUUAUAUAAGAAGAAAUUGGAACAAGGAGCCUCGGAAAAGUGUAUACAGCAUGAGGAUGGGAACUGGCUCACCCCUAGGGAAUUUGAAAUCCAAGGAGGUUAUACAAGAUCAAAGAAUUGGAAGCUGAGUGUGCGCUGUGGAGGACGGCCCCUACGGUGGCUGAUGAAGGAAGGAUUUCUACCUGAUUCUCCAAGAGCAUUUCACACGCGAAAAAAGAAAAGACUGGAGCCUCACAGCAAUGACUUAGUUGACCCUUAUCCGGGAAACUCGGAUGACUGUGAGGUGUGCCGGAAAAGGGGAAAGUUGUUCUGCUGUGACACUUGUUCAAGAUCCUUUCACGAGGAGUGUCACAUCCCACCUGUGGAAGUUCAGAGGACCCCGUGGAGCUGCAUCUUCUGCAGGAUGAAGGAUUUUUUGGGAAGCCAGCAGUGUCAACAGGAAUCUGAGAUCCUGGAGAGGGAGAUGUUGCCUGAGGUACAGUUGAAAUGUGAGUUCCUCCUCUUGAAGGUCUAUUGCUGUUCAGAGAGCUCCUUUUUUGCCAACAUUCCGUAUUAUUACUAUAACAGAGAGGAUCCUCAGGUCCUAAAGGAGCCCAUGUGGUUGAACAAAAUCAAGAAGCGGCUGAAUGAGAAGGGUUACCACCGAGUGGAGGGGUUCGUGCAGGACAUGCGCCUCAUCUUUCAGAACCACAGAGCAUCCUACAAGUACAAGGACUUUGGCCAAAUGGGAUUGAGGCUGGAGGCCGAAUUUGAGAAGAAUUUCAAGGAAGUGUUUGCUAUUCAGAAAACAAAUGAGAAGAGUUCACUGGUGUAAUGAAUAAUGGAGGUGUCCUGGCCAAAUGCCCUUUUCUGGGCAGGCCUUCCCAUCCACUGCUGCUGAGUGUUGGCCGCUAACGCUGCCCCUCCCACAAUUGCCCUGGGCCAAGUGGAAUCAGCUUCUCCUGGAGGUUAUGCCCCCUUGCUUCAUGGUGGAACCAAUGAUGUGGUGUGAUCCGUGCUCUUGUGCACCCUGUGAAAUCAGCCUGGUGCUAUCUCCAGAUGCAGCCAGAUUCCUGCUUAGCUUUUCCCCCCACCUAUCAUACUUCCCUCACGCCCCAUCUGAGAGAACUCUUCUAAUAAAUCACUUGCUUAAGAUACUUCAUCGCACUCUCUGCUUCACUUCUUUGAACUCUCUGCUUCUA